Messenger RNA from Podarcis lilfordi (Lilford's wall lizard), 28389 nucleotides. Lineage: Eukaryota; Metazoa; Chordata; Lepidosauria; Squamata; Lacertidae. The record is from the annotation of a GenBank genome assembly.
AUGAACCUAGGAAUCCCUUCAGAGAGACAGCAACAACAGAGACGGAAAUUGAGAGAUGAGCCCUUGGAGAAGGAUGACAACAGCAGAAUAAAUAUGACCUCAAAGCAAAGGCUGAUUCAGCUCACUUAUCUGAUUACAGUUGUGGACCUGGCCUGCAUGUUCAUGCAGUUUGGCAUUGUUCCAGUGAGUAUAUGGAGUAUAGAUUUUUACUAGCUCCACCCAUUACUUUCUUUUCUAAAGGAAAAAUGCUCUAGCAACUUCCUGAUCUAACACCAGCUCCCUGAUGCAGUAUAAGCAAGUGUAAGUGAACGUGAUUAAAAUCCCCACAUCUGUGUGUGUGUUUGUCUCUCAGCCUAGCCUACCUCACAAGGUUGUUGUGAAGGUGAAAGGGAUUGGGGAGAGAACCAUGUGCACCACCUUAAACACACUGGAGAAAAGGCAGGACAUACAUAUAUCAAAUGCUUAACUUCAGAAUCUACCAUAGAAGAGGAUUUGUGCAGGAAGAGUGUUUAGUUUGAUGAUGGUUCCUUGAUCUACUGUCAGUUGAUCUACUGUCAUAAACUUUGCAUUCCAAGGCGUGAGAGGCAUAUUCUAAAAUACUUUAGAGUAGACCUGUCGAAAUCAAUGUACUUACUUAAUUUAUUUCAGCAGAUUUAUUCUUUAGUGUAGCUUAAUUGGAUAGCACUCAUCUAUUUAUUUUUAAUGUUGCCUGAGUGGUGCAACUUCCACACUGUGUUAUAUAACCAGCAGUACCCUCUAAACGUGUGUGAGAAUGCUAAGUAGCUAAUGGGAACUGGUGAUCAAGUAAAGCACUCAUGCUUUUCACUAAUUACUUGUAAUGAACACCUAAGCUAAGCCUUUAACAGAUUCUGCUUGUGGUAUCUGCAUAUCAUACAGCCUUGGUCUUCUACUGGAUCAGGAGCCAAUCUAAAUGAAGUUGCACCAGAAGUACCACCAGAGAAGAGAAAGGAGGCCAUCUAUAGUAUAGGCAUACAUUCAUUGCGGGUCAUGUAUUGGUGCAGGCAGGUUGUGAUUAAAACUGCCCCCCCAAAAGAGUCUUACAAAUACUGCUCCCAGGUGUCCUGUACUGUUUUAGUGCUCUUUGGAGGACAAACUCGUAGGACAACAUAAUUGCUUGACUCAGCAAAGCUGAUGUGAGACUGAAGACAUGAUGUGGUUCUGUGCCACAGGGGGCAAUUCUGUUAGGUGACAGCAUGUUUUGAACCAGUGAAGGAGGCCAAAGGAGGUCCUCUGCUUUGGGGCUUAAGAGGACAUUAUUUUGGCUUGAAGGGUGACCUUACAAGUCCUGCUCAUGCGAAUUUAAGAGAUUGCACCAUGGCCUCACCAACAUUUUAUGAUUUAGUAUUAGUUUCCAUGUCAUUCAGAAAUACAGUAUAACAUACACCUUUCUCUUUGAUUUCACCCCCUUUCAGUAUCUGGCAACCAGCCUGGGUAUGGAUGCUGUUGAAUUUGGCUACUUGCAAACAGUCUUUGGUGUUCUUCAGCUUCUGGGAGGUCCCAUUUUUGGGAGGUAAAUAUAACAACCAUUCUUGGGAACCCUGUGGAAUGUCAGAAUUGUUUGGAGUUAAUAACACCAUUUUAUUUUUAGCUCAGGGAAAUAAUUUAAAUAGCCAUCUGGAUUUCCCAUACUGGCAGCAGGGGAAUGAAAGGCUCUUUUACUACUGUAUUGUAUACUAACCAACUCUAUAUCCCCCCCCUUUUUUUAAUGUUCUGAUUGCCGCUGGAUAUUAGCCAAUGCAGGAACUGUUAAUAAGCUGUAUGCACACAAGUAGCUGUUAAUGAUAGAAAAGGGAGGGAGGAAGCUGCACAACAAGGCCAGCAUUCAUUUCCAUUUCUUUUGUAUUUUUAAUUGGAUGUUGAAUGUGGGUAGGUAAGAAGUCAUAGAUUUGAAUGCUGACACGAUGAUUGCAAACCUUGUCUUUCAAAAUACAUCAAUCCGUGGACAAGGAUGAUAUCUGUGAUGUCGGAUUAACAGGAUUCUCAUUUGGAGGCUGGAUAGCUCAGCUGGUUAGAGUGUGGUGCUGAUAACACCAAGGUUGCAGGUUCGAUCUCUGUAUGGGGCAGCUGCAUAUUCCUUCAUUGCGGGGGGGGGGGGGGCUGGAUGCCUAUGGAACUGAUAGCUUACCUUGAGUGGAUGCUAACUGGCAGAGCUUUUCCUGGGAAGUGAGCAAUAAGGGUGACCUCCCCAGUGCCUUGGUGGUCCCUUGUGCUGGCCCCAGUGGCCCCAGCCAGCAGCCCCACUUCCUGGCUGGACCUGCUGACUUCUGCCUAUCGAAAGAGGCUCCACUAGCAGUGCUGCCACUAAAGCAUCAGCAAAAGGGGGAAAUGGAACCUGGGUUGGGGAGAGGUUUCUCCUGCCUCUACAGCAGAACAUCUCCCCCCCCCCCAAGGAAACCAGGAGGGAGGAGGAGGGGGCACUGCUGCCACCAUUGCCAUGAAGAGGAGGCAAGGCAGCAGAUGUGGGAGGGAGGGAGAGUUGAAGGCACUGGAGGAUCCACACAGUGUGAUUUGGCCCAGCCCCACCCAGGCACUCCUCAUCAGCCCUGUUGAACAGCCAACCUUCCCUAGGAUCUGUGUUUAUCUUAAAAGGCUGGAAUAACUUCUACAGUUUAGUGGAGUUUUGCUUUUAUUGCUGCACACCCUGUUCUGUUUCUGAAGAUGCUGCAUCUCUUUCUGUGCCAGGUUUGCUGACCAGUUUGGAGCCAAGACUGCCUUGGCCAUCUCAUACGUGGCUGGAUCUCUGUUCUUCUUGCUCCUGUCUGUAUCCACCAGUGUCCCUCUGCUCUUUCUGUCCAGGGUCCCCUCCGUCUUCAUGCAUGGACUACCAGGUGAUGUUAUUAGAUGAUGCAAACGUUAGCAUGGGUCAACUCAAGGGCUUUGGCUCCCAGAGUCAAACUAAGAAACUGCUGCUCGUGCACAUGUGGACGAUGUGGGUUAAGGUCCUGUCGAUACUGGGAGCAAUCUGGAGUUGAUCUCCCAAGGCAGGGGAUGAGAGGAAGUUUUUCGCCUCUCGGGCAGGUUGGCAUACAUCUGUGGUAAGAAGCCAUUUUACGAAAUGGCCACGGACCAAUCUUCUUGCAGCACCUCCCUCAUGAACUAAAGCACCCACAUUCAUAAAACUUGUCAAGCUAUAGAUUUGGGGGUGUAACGAAUCCAUGGUUCAUCAUGAUAUUCACCCAAGAACUCUGCCCCUGAAAUGCUCAGUAUCAUAUUUUUAAAAGGAAGAGCAAAGACUUUAGAUGGUACACGAUUAACCUGAGUUUCCCCUCCAUUUUUUAAACAGGUGCUCAAAUGGUGAUAACAGAUUUGACCACUGCUGACGAACGUGUUGAUGCUUUAGGAAAGCUUGGACUAUGUUUUGGGGUAGGAAUGAUCGUUGGAGCUUCCUUGGGGGGCACCUUAACCUCAAAAUUUGGGUGAGUGGUCAUGUCUUGUUUCAGUUAACCGCAAUGUCCUACUUUUGAAGGGAUGUACUGUUCUCCUUUGAAUUGCCAAAAAUUGAGGUUCUGAGGUAAUCUCAGUAUGCACAAAGCCAGUGGAACUUACUUCUGAGUAAGCAUGCAAUGGCAGGGCUAUUAUUAUCAUAGAUUUCUGUAUAUCUCACGAUGGUUUUCUACACUACAGAUUUAAGGUGUAUGUGGUUGGUGCCCAUUAUGAUCCAAUACAGUGGUACCUCAGUUUAAGAACAGCCCUGUUUACGGACUAUUCAGUUUACAAACUCCGCAAAACCAGAAGUAGUGUCCCAGUUUGCGAACUUUACCUCAGUCUAAGAAUGGAAGCCAAACGGUGGAAGGGCACCGGUGGCGGGAGGCCUCAUUAGGGAAAGUGUGCCUCGGUUUAAGAACAGAUUUGGUUUAAGAACGGACUUCAGGAACGGAUUAAGUUCAUAAACCAAUGUACCACUGUAGUUUGUAAGGCAGCUGAGCAAACUUAUUUCACCCCAACACAUGUUACAACUAUGCACUCUCAUCGCAAGUAUUAAUUGAAAAGCAGAAUUGAACGUAUAAUUUUAUAAUGUUGGACUAUGUGUAUAAUUUAUGGCGAAAUAAUUUUGGUUUGAAAUAAGUGUAGACAAAGAGUAUAUGGAGAGUCUGGAAACAGAAAUCUUGGAAUAAUUUAAAUCAAAGUCCAGAGCAGGCAAAAUGGGGCUCAUCUGGCUUUAAAUCUCUGGAGGGAAAGUGUGAACAUAUUUGUCCAUUAGAUGGCACUGUUUCACAGCCAUAAUUCCCCCCCUUGUUGGUUUUGUGUUCUUUGGCUGUGCAUCAAUGAUGCUUCAGCUAUCAACCAUCUUAUAUUUUUUAGGGGGCUGGAAAGGGAAAAUACCCCACUGUCCUGUUUCUUGAGCAUUUAGGUUUGUUUGUGUCUUUAAAAAAAAUAAUAAUGUGUGAAGUCUCUGUGUUCCUUCUUCCCUGUGACAGGAUGUGCACCUUUCCUUUUAAAAAGGACGAGAGGUUCAAACUGCUACCCUUCCAUGUGCGGGUGGCGCUGUGGUCUAAACCACUGAGCCUCUUGGGCUUGCUGAUUAGAAGGUCAGCGGUUUGAAUCCCCACAAUGGGGUGAGCUCUCGUUGCUCUGUCCCAGCUGCUGCCAACCUAGCAGUUUGAAGCACACCAGUGCAAGUAGAUAAAUAGGUACCGCUGUGGCAGGAAGGUAGAAGGCAUUUCUGUGCUCUCUGGCUUCCGUCACGGUGUUCCGUUGCGCCAGAAGUGGUUUACUCAUGCUGGCCACAUGACCCGAAAAGCUGUCUAUGGACACAUGCCGGCUCCCUCGGCCUGAAAAGCGAGAUGAGCCCCACAAUCUCAUAGUCACCUUUGACUGGACUUAACCGUCCAGGGGUCCUUUACCUUUUACCUUUUACCUUACAGCAAGUUACAUGGUAGUGGGAAAUAAAUAGUGCCCUUUUAUAAUUAUUGGGCUGUCUUUGGUCUUGUGAACCGCCCUGAGGUAUACGGGGCUUAGGGCAGUAUAACAAUUUAAUAAAUAAUAAUAAUUAAUAAUAAUAAUCAGCACACAGGUUUUCAGUCAUUCUGCUUCAAAACAGAUCAUCCUCUACUACCCUUCUUGCCCCUGCAAUUCCCUCUCUGGGGCUUUAGACAGGAACAUAGGAAGCUGCCUCUUUGUGAGUCCGGCUGCUGCUUCAUCUGGCUCAGUACUGUCUAAACUGACUGGCAGCAGCUCCCCAGGGUGUCAGGCAGAAACUUCUCCCAGCCCUACCUGGAGACAUUAGGGAUUGAAUCUGGGACUUUGUGCAUACAAAGCAGGUGUUCUGCCCACUGCGCUGCAACUCUUCUCCCAACCAAAUCUGCUAAAAGUCCCCCCUUUCACUCAACUUUUAAAGGAGCAAGAAAGAGCCCCAUCUCCCUUUUCAUCUGGCCACCCUGAAGAGAAUACCUUUACCACUCUCACUGUCAAGAAACAGCCACAGCUGAGGACCAACCAAAAUGCCAUUUAGGAUGCUUUGAUGUAAUGUCCACUAGAUGGUGCAAAUGUCUUGGGAAGAAGGAGAGGAAUAGUACCAUCAAGGCUUGUUGUGGAGAUUUGUCGGUGGUGGUGGGGAGGAACCCAAAAAGUUCUGGAAGUUUGUGACACACACACACAAAAUCAGUGGUAUUUUACACAGUAAUGAGAACAAAAAAAGGACACGUGUGCAUGAUGAUUUUCUUGAGUCAAAAUGAGAGUACCCUGAACAUUUUUUUAAGAAAAAAGAACUGGUUUUAUGUAGUAGGGUUGAAAAGAAGAGAGAAAGAUGGGCAGAAUCAGAGUGGGAGAUGCUUCUCACUCCCCAAAAAUAUAUUAAGUGUCCUUUCUGCAGCGAACAGAUGACAUACAGCCAUAAGUAAGACAAAAUAAAACAAAGCAACACAAUAAGAAAAAAUGCAGAAACACAAUUGGGGCACAUUCAGACCAUACAUUUAACUGAGGUUGCCAUAUUUCAAAAAGUAAAAACCAGGACACCCCGAAAGCUUCUUUUUAGACAAACCCAACAAUUCAGUUUCAGUUACCUAAUACCCAGGACAAAGCACCACCUUUCAAAGAUUCCCCCCAGACAUAAAUGACACCUUUGAAAUCCCAGUAAUGUCUGGGAAAAUCUGGACAUAGGGCAGCCCUAAGUUAACAGUCAUGGCUUCUCCCAAAGAAUAUUGGGAGCUGUAGUUGUUUAAGGGCGCUGAGAGAUGUUAGCUAAACCACUCUUUCUGGGUCUCCUGUCGUUCCCUCUUCACAGGGAACUCUGGGAAUUGCAGCUCUGCGAGGGGAACUCCUAACACCUCUCAGCACCCUGAGCAAACUACAGUUCCCAGGUCUCUUGGGGGUAAGUUAAAGUGGGAUCACAGUGCUUUCAAUAUAUGGUAUGAAUGUGGCGUCAGCCACUGACUGCAUAAAAGCAAAUUGCCUUGAGAAGGACUUUAUGAAUGGCAUCUGUGGCCUUUAAAAAUGGGAGCUUGCAAAUAAAUGUUCUUUCUAGACUACCCUCUCCUGUGACAGUGUUGUGUUACACUGCGGUCCUCUACAUGCUCAGCCAGAUAUAAAUCUCAUUGUUUUGAAUGGGGCUUCCUCCCAGGAAGAAUGCAUAGGAUUGCAGCCUUUCUUCGCCAAAGGUAGCUAGUCACAUUUGAAGUCCUGCAUUUCUUAAGGGCAGGUCUGCAGUGUCUUCUGAACAAGCUCUCUGAGUGCUCCAAUGUGCAUGCGGAGUUAUUUAAUGUGCAGACUGUCCCAUUUUGUUAUUGUUGGGGGGGGGGAGCAGAUCCAUCCACACACGCAAAUGGGGAUGGCCUUGCUGUUGGCAGGGCUCUAGCGGAGAAGACUGGAGUUCCUGCGAACGAAACCACGGGAUUGGCCAUACUUCGUGCCCUCCUCUUAACACAUUCCAAAGUUUUGUUUUUAAAAUGGCCCAUUUGUGUUAAUUGUUGCAUAAUUUCCUAUAAAGUCCCACCAGCUUUCUGUUAUGCAUUCAUGCUUUACUGUCCUGGAAUGGUUUUUCUGUUUGUUUGCUGUGAUGCCAUAGGGAAAGAAUGUCCCUCGGGUUUUCUGCCCACUUUGCGUUUUCUUCUCACUAUUAUUCAAGUGUGUGUGGCAUUGACAUACUUGUGCUUUAAAUGCAGAAGAGGAUAAAAUUUUUGUUUGGUUCUUAGACCUAUGUCCUUGGUCCUUCAUAGGUAGUGAAUUUUAGGACAGUCUGCACUGGCAAAACCUGUCCUCUAUUUUCUUGAAGCUUAUUUCCACCUGCGAAAUAAGCUUCCGUUUCUCUCCCUCUUUCUGAGGACUCUCCCGAAUCCCUUUAGAAUAUUGGUGGGUGGAGAGUUGAGCUCACUUUGUUGUGACAAGGUGCCUGUGAGUGGCAUGUGGGUGUUUCUCUUCCCAUUUAACGUUUCUCGUGCCACUUCACUCACCAGCACUAUGGCACCUGCAAAACAUCUCAGUAAAUAUCCCCUCAGAAAUCCACGCUGCACCCCAGCGUGGGUAGCAUGCGCACACCAUUUUGCAUUCCUGUUGCUUUUUCUGCUCUCUUAGAUGUGGCAGCCAUUUUGUGUUGCGCCACUCCCGUAUUCAUUUUGCACCCUGCCACUCACCCCAUGACAGCCAUUUUGUGGCUGACGUUCAUGGCACUUGCACUAAAUUCUAAAUGCUUUGAAGCGGGCUGGCGAGGGAGGCUGGCUGCCGAGCACCUGAGAGUGGUGCACUCACUUUUGUCUUAAGAGAAGUCCUUGUUGCUUCCCCCAACCAACACCCAGUGCCCAAACUUAGAUCAGGUUACAGGUUACAUGGUUAAGAAGUGACAGCAGAGGUCUAAGAUGCAUAGCUAGGCAGAAGCUAAGUCAUUGUCCCAACACUUGAUGCGCCUCCUGGGCCCCCUUUUUGAAGGAUGGGGCAGGCACAGUAAUUUGUGUGGUUGUUUCCCCACGUCACAGGACUGGGCAACCAAGCAGGCAGUCCUACAAGUAGACUGGGUCUACAAGGUCUGCUGAUGCCAGCACAGCAUCCUUGGCAAUGGAGGCAGAGUUGACACAGCCAGCUCACUGUUCAUUUUAGCCUCAGGUGCCUCUCCAGAGGAGGUGGAGGCAAGUCAGGCAGCUUUCCCGUGGCGGUCAGGGUAUCCAAUAUUACUGAGGCAGACCUCUUCUCUGAUAACCCAUUCAACCCCUCCCUAACAUCUAGAUCAUCACCUCCCAAACCUCUGGGCACAUCCUCAGCACCCACUUCUGCACUCUCGUUCAUUCCUCCUCUGCCUUACCCAUGUAACAUCAAGCAUGUAUUUAUGGGAGAUGUGUGAAGAUUAAUAAAAAGGUAAAGGGACUCCUGACCAUUAGGUCCAGUCGUGACCGACUCUGGGGUUGUGGCGCUCAUCUCGCUUUAUUGGCUGAAGGAGCCGCCGUACAGCUUCUGGGUCAUGUGGCCAGCAUGACUAAGCCGCUUCUGAUGAACCAGAGCAGCACACGGAAACGCCGUUUACCUUCCCGCUGGAGUGGUACCUAUUUAUCUACUUGCACUUUGAUGUGCUUUCAAACUGCUAGGUUGGCAGGAGCAGGGACCAAGCAACGGGAGCUCACCCCGUCGCAGGGAUUUGAACCGCCAACCUUCUGAUUGGCAAGCCCUAGGCUCUGUGGUUUAACGGACAGCGUCACCCACAUCCCUGUGAAGAUUAAUAGGUGGGCAAAAAAUGACAAAGUAAAGUGUCCUUAGCCUGCCCCACACAUGUGCUUCUUCCAUGGUACCCAUAAAAGGUUUGGAUCCAAGCCAAACUGACAACUAUCUAGGUACGGAUGGGUGCUAGACUUGGAGGCUUCUACUGCUGGCAGCUUUGAUCGCUGAGCAGCUGGGAUGUUCUGUACCACCAUACUGGCUCGGACAAUAGGUCUAAGAGCUUUUCCACCCUACCAGUGCAGUGUGAUACUGGUUAUUAAUUAGAUGAAAUGGGGUGCCAUUCUUACUUGCUUACAAAAGGCCGUUCUUUCUCCAUGUUUAUUGCUUGUAACUUAGCAGUAUCGGCUCCGGAGAAUUAUCACGAAAUUCCUUCUUUCUCCAUCACGUUGGUGGAAUGGAAAAUAUGUGGGUGUUUAAAGGGGUUAAGCUUGGACCACGGCUGGAACAGGGCAAAAGGCUAGAGCUCUCUGCUCUGCUUCUAGACAAUUUACCCAUUCUGGCUUGAGAAAUCUCUCUUUCUCUGUGUUACUGUAGAAAUGCUGGUAUUUCUCAGCCUAGAAUGGUUAUGCUGAUUAGCCAAGCGGUUUGCAUGGGUGACCCAGGACACAAAAAAAUCCUUUGUUCUCGAUGACAAGGCAUUUUGGAAGCUCUGGUUCCCAUGGGAUGGGGCCAGACUGUUCUUAAACUGUAGAGGAAUUUUGGUAGAUGACUGUUGCCUGCUGAAGAUUACACCCUUCUCCGGAUCAUUUAUCCCAGAAGGCCUACCUGCACCCUGGUACAUGUGUGUAUCUCUCUCUCUCUCUCUCUCUCUCUCUCUCUCUCUCUCUCUCUGUGUGUGUGUGUGUGUGUAUGUAUGUAGUUGUGUUCUACCUCCAAUCUCUGCUGAGCUGUGGCAAGAUUUCAGGGUUCCAAGUGCUCACCCAGGGUCUGUCUUCCUUUGGUGAAUUGAAGAUACAGCAGAGGCCGUCAUAGCUUUAAGAAAUAUGAUUUAUUCACAUAUUUAUAUCUGAAUUUAGAUGGAGGGAGUCCAGAUCUUACAGCAUGGUCAUCUCAAGAGUGGCUUGUUCACAGCAGCAAUUCAGCCCUGUACUCGAGGGCAUCUUUCCCAGCUUCCCUUCAUCCAGCCUGACCAAAGAUGGAACUCUUGUCUUUUCUUCUCCCCCUUGUUCUCUGCAUUCCUUGCUAAAGACACUCUUUCCCUGUCACCUCUCUCACACACCCUGCCACCUUUGGGAACCUCCUGUCUUCCCAGACCCAAGGAUUCCUCUUAGAUGGGCCAUCAACCCCUUUUGUCAUAUUAACAGCUUGGCUUAUCCCCAGCUAGCCAUGUGAAGCUGCCUGGGCUUGAGAUCCUAAGUGGAAUGGAAGAGCCCUUGGCCUAGUUGUUAAUGGACCAAACUUUGCUUGUUUUUGAAUUUGCAUGAAUUUAUGAGUGUGCUCAAAUUUUAUCUAUUUACUGACCCUAGAGAUUAUGGUGAGCACGUCCCUCCCCAAACUUAACAUCAUAGAGACAGAGACAGAGAGUACCUGGUGGAUCAGGCCCAUUUAAUCCAGCACUCUGUUCUCACAGUGGCCAAGCAGAUGCCUCUGGGUAGCCCACAAGCAGAACAUGAAUGCAACAGCACUUAAAACAUUACUAGCCUACUCUUCAUUACUAAAGCAACCACAGAGCAGGUUACAAUCAAAUCAAACCAAAAUACUUAAUACAACUAUCUGAUAAGAAAACCGUCAAACCAUAAACCCCACCAAUAACAACUGAUAGAAUAAUUAUAGAAUUGUAGAGAUGGAAUACUUUGGAAUACUUUGGCCACCUCAUGAGAAGAGAAGACUCCCUGGAAAAGACCCUGAUGUUGGGAAAGAUUGAGGGCACAAGGAGAAGGGGACAACAGAGGAUGAGAUGGUUGGAUAGUGUUCUCGAAGCUACCAGCAUGUGUUUGACCAAACUGCGGGAGGCAGUGGAAGACAGAAGUGCCUGGCGUGCUCUGGUCCAUGGGGUCACGAAGAGUCGGACACGACUAAACGACUAAACAACAACAAUAACAAAGAGUUGGAAGGGACCACGAGGGUCAUCUAGUCCAGCCCCCUGCAAUGCAGAAAUCUUUUGCCCAACCUGGGACUCAAACGCAUGACGCUGAGAUUGGCCCAAUGAAGAAGAAGAAAGAAGCAGCCUGCAUGUGGGGAGCCUUUUGUCCUCCAGAUAUUGUUGAACUACAACUCCCAUCACCCCUGACUAUCGGCUGCUCAGAGUGGCUGGGGCAACCCAGUCAGAUGGGCGGGGUAUAAGUAAUAAAUUGUAUUAUUAUUCUGAUGAGAACUGUAGCAACAUCAGGAGGGUCAGAAGUUUCCAUCACCUGCCCUAAGGGCUGCCUUGAACCGGAUCUGUAAAAGGAAUGGAUUUGCAUUUUUCUGUUUGACUUGCGCUCUGGGAUUUAGUAGGGUCAGAGCACUUGAAACCACAGGUCCUGGAUGCUUUUCUCAGUUUCAGCAAAACAUUCUGUUCCCUGGUCCCACCUCUCAUUGCAAGAGAGAGCUAUUUGUUUAGGUUCUGACAGAGCACACAUACCUCACCCGGCAAUUUCCCUGGAGGAAUGUGCUGUCGCACAAGGGCACACCGCUUUCUCCUUUUCCUAGGUAAGAACAUCCUGAGGAGUAGCUGAGUGAAAAAAAAAGUAACGAAGGAUCUGGUGGCCCCUGGAAGACUUAACACAGGGGUCAGCAACCUUUUUCAGCCGUGGGCCGGUCCACUGUCUCUCAGACUUUGUGGUGGGCUGGACUAUAUUUGGGGGGGGGGGAAUGAACGAAUUCCUGUGCCCCACAAAUAACCCAGAGAUGCAUUUUAAAUAAAAGGACACAUUCUACUCAUGUAAAAACACAAUGAUUCCUGGACCGUCCGCAGGCUGGAUUGAGGAAGCGAUUGGGCCACGUCCGGCCCCCGGGCCUUAGGUUGCCUACCCCUGACUUAACAGAUUAAAGUCCACUUCACCAGACUUAUCUGACUUUAGUCCAUAAAAGACCAUGUAACAUAAAUCUGCUGGCACAUCUUAUUCUUCUUCCCUGAGUCCUGAUCAGUGCGCAAGCUAAAUAUCUAGGAUUCUGUCUGCCAUCCUCUGCGUUAACCCUCUGAGUGAUGGGUAGGGAGCCUGUGGCCCUCCGGAUGUGGUUGGACUCCAAAUCCCAUCAUCCCUCACCACGGGCCGGGCUGAUCUGGAGGGUCUCCAUACUUGCCCUGAGCAAUAGCCUCCUGUGCAAAGCAGGAGGUUAUAACAUAAUAUUUCUGAAUUUUAACUUUCCUUCAAAAUAUACCGUAUUUUUCAGGUAUACUGUAAUUGUUAUUCAAUGUUCAUAUAUAAAACACUCAGGCUGCAGUCGUCCUGUCUAUCCAUAUUUACUUGAGUGAGCCCAUGUAGGCAACCCCUGCCUUAGAGCCUCUGAAGGCUUUUUUUCCUCAGGGCACAGCAGGGUUUAUAAUAAUUUCCUACUUCCUUUACUUCUUUAGGUAGAGAAUGGCAUUUAUUGUGUGCUUAUUAUGCUUUACUGCUAUGUUUUACUGUCUUGUCUACAUUCUUUACAAAGUUAAACUGAGUCUCGAGUUUUCUUCUGUUUUCCCCCUUUUAAAUAAUAAAGCAGUUCAUGCUGUUGCUUCUUUUUUUAAAAACCCCAUCAGUUUUUGUUUGUUUACAAAUCCUACCCAACAAACCCUGUCUCAUUCCACCCCAAUCCAAUGCUUCCUGACACUCUGCCCCUCAGCAAAUCCUCUUGCCAUGUUAAAACCACAACAUUUUAAAAAAAGAACAAUCAGAUCUCUGUGGUCCAAAUAUCAAAUGUACACUGUUUCCGUGGCUAAAUGCGGGUGUCAGUUUCACCACAAUUCUCUUAUGUAAAAUUCCCAUCAAUUACCAUGCCAGUUUUUGAGUGUGAGUAUGCCAAGGUAUGUGAAGCAUCCACAUUCUGAAUAUUUCCUUUACAGCUGAGACCCAGCCUGGUUUAUGAAUGGCUGUCUCCAUGCUCACCAGGGAGAACCGCGAAUCAUGUCCAAACUUGCUUUUACCUGGGCAAUGAGGUGUUGCAGCAACAGGAUAGGAAAAGGUGGUGUGAGGUAUCAUUUCCACAUGCCAAAUCAAACUCUGCCUUGGGUUAAACCCUUGGGAAACCCAGCCAGAUGGGCAGGGUAUAAAUAAUAAAUUAUUGUUGUUAUUAUUAUAGUAGGAAAAUUGAACCAAAGGGAGGCUUGGGAAACCAACUUGCUCUUUCCUCUUUCAUAGCUCUGCUCGUUCCUAGUCAUCAGAAGUAACCAGAUAAUUUUCUUCUCAGAUAUAGUAUGAUCUUCUUAUGGCUGGGGGUAACCAACAUGGCGUGUUCCCGAUUUUGUGGACAACUCCCAUCAUCCUCAACAAUUGACUAUGCUGGAUGGGGACUGAUGGAAGUUGUAGUCAGGGCCAGCCAUUUCAUUAAGCUGAUUGAGGCAACUGCCUCACACAGCAAAUACUCAGGGUGGCAGAUACCCUUUGAGUCUCCUAAGGUAGUCUCCACCUCAUAAGAUAGCCUGAUUCCUUGAGGCAUUGUGGAGGAUAUUGUCCCCAAAUCACUGCUGAAGUGAGGUCCCAUCCACACCGUACAUUUAAAGCACUUCACUUCCCCCCAAGAAUCCAAGGAACGGCAUUGGGUUAAGGGUGCUGGGAAUUGUAGUUCUGUGAGGGAUAAACUACCAUUGUUGGAAUAUUUUAGAAGAAACCAUGACUGUUAAAGUAAUAUAAAUGUGUUUCAAAUGUGUGGUGUGGAUGAGACCUAAGAUUCAGUUGCCAACCUAGUUGUCUUUGGCAGAAUAUUUGAGCUGCUUCUGUUGGAUUAUUUUAGACUGCAGUCUUAUUCACUAUUACCUGAGUACAGUGGGAUUUACUUCUAGUAAACAUGCAUAGAAUUGGACAGGCUGUGAUCAGCCCUUUGACCUGAGGUAGGAUGGCCAGUUUAAUGGAACAGAAGAUGGAGUCGGGGUUUUGUUUCCCACUCCAAUGCAUUUAGGUCCAAUGCUGUUAGGUCUGCUCAAAAUGAAGCUAAAAUCCCUGUAAAUUAACUGCUACCUUGAUGGUGCAUCAUGCUUUGAUGUGCCUUAGCUGUUGGUAUUUUUAAAAGUGAAAGCUAAUAAAUGGCAUUUUGACUUCCUCCUCCAGCAGCUGACUUAUAGAUAUGCAAAAGAACCAGCCUUGAGUGAUUUAGGAAUAUAAAGGUUUUUUUGUUUGCCCUGUUCCUUAUGUCACCGCUCAGUGAUGCAAAUGCCAGCCCCAUGGAAGGGCACAGAAGAAAAGCCUUUCACAUCCCUGACUCGUUCCGGAAUAUUCUCUCUCCAAUGUUCAUGACUAGCAGCUCUUUGAUCUACACGGACAUGGCCUAGCUGCCAAUGAACAAGAGGAUUUCUACAGCAUCGCGAAAGCAAAACAAAGCCCCAAAGAACACAAGGCUAAUGUUUCAUCCAGACAAUAUGUUCCGGCAACUGCCAAACUGUUAUUCCGUUGGCCACAGGCAAGGACAGCUGUCCCGUUUCCCCGGAAAUUUCACGUCAGAGUUCAUGGGUUCAUUCCAGAGCAGGAAAUGAUGUGGUUUAUUUCAUUCCUGGGGUCUACUGUGAUGCAGGAGCUGCAUGUCGUGGCUGAUGAGCUAAGUGGGGAAGAGGAAGGGCAAGUAAGCUUCCCCUUUGUAUAGGACUAGGACUUGAGUCACACAGCCGCACCAUGCUUUUGUUAAAGGUGCUGAGAGUUAGGAAACCCCUUACAGCGUUACAGUUCCCCAGCACCCAUAACAAACUAAAGUUCCCAGGAUUCUUUGUGGGAAGUCGUGGCUGUUAAAGUGGUGUAAGAGUGCUUUAAAUGUAUAGUGUGGAUGUGGCUUCAGAAGAAGAAAACAUAUGAAGAAGACCUCUCGUAAAAAUGUGUUGCUUAUCAUAAAAACUUCUAACCACCAUGGUAAACAUUGUACCAGUUGAAGUUUCCGAUUGGCAUUAGAAACAGCAAGUCUUUCUCCUGAGACCCUGUUCUAAACAGAAGAUGCAGACCCUGUUGUAAUACAAAAAGGAUGAGAGGUGGGUUUGUUACGUUGAACUUUAUUUGAAUCAAGGACAUUGCCAGCACUUUUCUUAGGAGUGGGUUGACUCCCUGUGCGUUGAAUUAUUCGUUAAUACCAGACCUUCCAGGAGAGGAAGGCCUUUAGGUGACCACAGGGACAGUGAGUUUUUAUAUCUAAGAAAAGACGUUUAAAGAUUUCUAGAAUCUUUCCUUGCUGACACUGAAAGCUGAAAAGGUGCCCUGAUAAUAUGACUUUUAGAAGAAGCUAUAGGCUGCAUACACACCAUACAUUUAAAUCAUAUUUAAAUAACAGCCCCCUACCCAAGAAUCCUGGGAACUGGUAAUUUGUUAAGUGCCCUGGGAUUUGUUGCUCUGAGAGUUAAACUACAUUUCCCAGGAUUCUUUGAGGGGGGGAUAUAAUUUAAAUGCAUAGUGCAUAAUAUGCAGCCAGUUGUAAAACUAAUGGAGAGCUGUGGGGUAGAUAUACCUCAUAAUUAAGGACACCUUUUAUCAAAUAAAUCCCAAAUAAAUACAUGACAUGAGUAAUGAAUAGCUGUGGGCCUCAUUCACAUUUCUUCCCCACUUUAUCAUUUGGAACUAUUUCAAAUGUAAUUGCCAUGUGGCAUAAGGCUUUCAUUGACUCUGAACUUUAUCUCAGAUGGAGAGGAAUGAGGAUGUGAUUGUCCUGUUGCUGUGCAAUUUAGGCUGACUGCAAAAAGGAAGCUGGACAUGUCCAGGCUUGCUUUAUUCAGCCCUGGCCUGAUUUGUUUGGAGAGGAAUCUGUCACUGAUAGGCCCCCCUCCCCACCAAGACCCAACAAUGACAGGAAUUUUUAGUGGGAUAGGGGAUCCUAUGUCAGUAAUGACUGCUUGAAACCAUUCCCUGUCACAGAGACAAUUUGUUCCUUUCUUUAUAAUCCUGAGAGAGUGGAUGGCCCCCAGAACAAGGUGACCUACUUUGCUACCCUGUGGAAACCAAAAGAGCCACAAAAUUAGUGCUGGUUUGCUCUAGGGUGCCUCCAGAAUGUCACUAUUUUGCACACGGGGUUCAGGAAUGUACCAGAAAUUUAUGUUUGCCCAAAUAAAGUGCAUCUAAGUUCUCUAUAGCCCUGGAGCAACAAAUUCAUUACAUUAAACAAACAAACAAUCAAACCAGACUUUUUGCUAUUAGGAAAGUGACAGGGGGAAUGUGCUGAAAAGCAUGGGAUGAGUGAAUGAUGAAUGGGAAGACAUCUGAAUCAUGAUGCGGGGUCGAUCGUAUAACUUUCCCACUAAUAAAUCAGAUUGAAUGCUCAGUAAAGACCAGAUGUAGUCUAACCUCUAAGCUUUGUGUGAGUGGUUCAGGAUGAAUGCUCAAUAAAAAGGUCAUCUGGAUGAUACCUAACUUGGGCUGUGUUCACGCUCCCAUUUAUUGUGCACUCUGCAUUUCCACUGCUGGGUUUUUAAUCCGUGUUCAAACUAUGUUAUUCAAAACAGUUUGAAUGUGGCCUAACAGUGCAAUUCUAACCUUGUGAUUAAGUCCUGUUGAAUUCAGUGGUGCUUAUUCCCAUGUAAGUGUGGUGAGGAUUGCAGCUUAAAUUGCCUGUAUCAUCCUGCCAAUGGUGAGGAGAAUUUUCCCACUAGAUUUACCACUCUUUGUGCCCAUCUAGCUAGCACAGACAGCCUUUAAAGCAUAGCUGUCAACUUUCAGAUUUGAAAAUAAGGGAUCAGCAGCCUCGAAAAUAAGGGAUCAGCAGCCUCACCUGUCCCAGGGACAGUCUACGGGAUAGCAGCGGGAAGCGCAGGAAACGGCGCUGGAAUAAGGCAAUUUCCCACAAAAAAAGGGAAGGUUGACAGCUAUGCUUUAAAGCAAUGACCACUCCCUUCGGCAAUCCUACAUAUUGAGUUGAGCUUCUCACCCUUUUUCUGCCUGAUAACUGGGCAAGCCUCCUUGGACACAGUCUGUAAGCCAUAUAAAACUAGGAAAAUUGUAAACCUCCUGAUGUUUGAGGCUUCAACUCCCAUCAGCCCCAUCCAAUAUGGCCAAUGGCCAGAGGUGAUGGAUAUUGUGGUCCAGAAACAUUUGGGAGGCCAGAGGUUGUAACACGAUAACUGCACACAAGUUUUGUAUUGCUUUGAUUUCCCUGACAUAAGGCAACUGUAGUAUGUGCAGCAUCAGAGAAAGCAACUAAUUGGAGGUGUUGUAAAAAUAGUAACAGAAGAUUCCUCCUAAUGACUAUAACAAAAGGGCCUGUCCAUUCAGGCAGACCUUACAAGCCUUAAUUAAGGGCUUCAGCUUCUGCCCGGUUUAAAUGAUGUGAUUCAUACUGCUAGCUUCAAGAACUACUGUUUCAGGAAAUAUAUCUGCUUAACAGAUAAUAUCACUUGCUUGGAUGAAGAUAUGUCAAGGGACCAUACAAGAAGUAUAAGCAAGGACUUGAUUAUUCUCAGCUAAUUGCAACUGUCUCCACUGAAAAGUGUUGCAUUUGUGUUCACAUCAGAUGAUGUGAAAGUUCUGCAUGCUGUGAUUGGUUUCUGGCUGCUUUUUCACACCACCAAGUAUGCAAAUGACUAAGGUGCCUGUGAACUGACAUCCUGAAUCUCAAGUUCCCUUUCUUCUGAUGGAGUCACUCACUCACUCAGGGGGUUCUGGAUCUACAAUGUUGAGCAUUCUAGAUCAAAGUGGUCCAUGUGGCACAGAACCAGCUCAAGCUGUUUAGUACAUAUAGCUGGCUUCCCACAUGCACUUUGGGGAUGGCCUUUUCAGAAAACACACCAACUUUUUCACAGGGUAUUUCUCAUACUUCCCACAUCCCUGAUUAUGCUUCAUUUGUAGAAACUGCCGUGUGGAAUGUCCUGUUUGUAGGCUUCCCCUCUAAGGCAUCAGUUUGGCCACUGUGGGAGACAGGAGACAGGCCUUCAAACUGAUCCAGCAGGAUUAUUUGUAUGUUAUCUCCCCCGGCAGAUGGUACACUUAUUGUGAAGCUGAUAACAUCUGAUUGCAAACAGAGUGGGGGAGUCAUUUAGGUAGGUGUGAUAUAUCUUUAGCUGCUAUAUUUCUAUAGCAUCUGUGGACUUCAGGGUAUGUUACAAACAUCAAUAAAUACAGUCAUACCUUGGGUUACAGCCGCUUCAGGUUGCGUUUUUUUGGGUUAUGGACUGCCGAAACCUAGAAGUACUGGAACGGGUUACUUUCGGGUUUUGGCGGUUGCACAUGCGCAGAAGCACUAAGCAUGCUUUGCGCAUGCACAGAAGCGCCGAAUUGCAACCCGCACAUGCGCAGACAUGCCGCAGUGGGUUGUGAACGCUGCGGGUUGCGAACGUGCCUCCUGCACAGAUCACGUUUGCAACCCGAGCAUCCACUGUAUAAUACUAUGGCUAUGAGGCAUUAGAGCCAAGGAACCGCAUUAUCUAGAUCAAUGUAAUGCUGACCUUUAAAGCCCUAAAUGCCCUCAGCCCAGUAUACCUGAAGGAGUGUCUCCACCCGCAUUAUUCAAACCCAGACAUUGAGGUCUAGUGCCGAAGGCCUUCUGGCGGCUCCCUCACUGUGAGAAGCGAAGUUACAACGAACCAGGCAGAGGGCCUUCUCGGUAGUGGCACUCACCCUGUGGAAUGCCCUCCCAUCAGAUGUCAAAGAAAUAAACAACUAUCUGACAUUUAGAAGACAUCCGAAGGCAGCCCUAUUUAGGGAAGUUUUUAAUGACUGAUGUUUUAAUGUAUUUUUAAUAUUUUGUUUGAAGCUGCCCAGAGUGGCUGGGGAAACCCAGCCAGAUGUGCAGGGUAUAGAUAAUAAAUAAUAAUUAUUAUUAUUAUUAUUAAAAUUGAAAUGACUCCUCCAGAAAAAGUCUGUUGUGUUUUGCCAACUCAAAAUUUCCCAAGAAUGAAUUUUUACUACUGUACUGAGUAGUGAAGGCAUGGAAUAAGGGUUCCCUUCUCUGCAUUUUCGAGUGUUUUGAAGUCCACAACUAGACCAGGAUUGCAUAGGAGAAUUGGUAAUAGAGCUCAUUUGAGGACGCACUUAACCUAAGUGGGCUGCAAAGAACUUCCUGAAUCACCAUCUUAAGACCGUGACACACUUGAAGCAAAGCCUGUUUGUCAGCCAGCUGGAUGAAAAAUCCAUUAAAUACUGCCAGCGUAAAAUUGUGUUAUUGCAUUUUUAAAAAGAAGAGUCCCAAGGUCCACCUGCCAGGAGAAAGUAGACAACCUGGUUUACAUUAGCAAAGAUAUUUUUGAACUCUGCAUUUUUCCUGCUCAAUGCAUAUGAAAGUAAUUGACACUCCAGAUUUAAUGAUGCUGAGCUGUUAUGGAUGAAAUGUGCAAAUCCUCCCACAUUGUGGUCAAGUGUAACUGAUCUGCUUCUCUUCCUGUAAUUAAACCAGAGUUUUUUAGAAAAUUGCUGCUCUCAGUUCCCGCAGUGAAAUUGGCUGGCAACGUCAUGUUGCUCCCCAUUGCCUUGGGAAAUAGUUCUCCAAAGCAUGCCAAAAAUAUUUCAUUCAUUUAAUAGGGGAUGUGUUAUGCUUGGGCUGAUUUUACUGAAGAGAGCAUUUAGCUAGACAGCUUCCCAUUGUCUUAGUUUCCUCUCUGGAAAAGGGCUCGCUACUUCAUUGCUGGCUAAGUUUGACGUAGUCAGCCCUUCCUGAGUUCACGCAGGCUGUUUUUACUUCUGUAAUGUCCCAAAGCACAUAGGCAAUGGCCUCUUAAUUCAUUAGUAUCUUGAAGCAGAACAUCCCCCUAAGCAGGAUUUCCUGCUGCAAGGUGUAGCAACGGUAGAAAUAUCUGGCUGGAGCUCAGGGUUGCAUCGAUAGCAUCACCACACCUAUUUUGACAAUUCCACCCAGACUUGUGAUUUGGCUCCCAUGUGAAUUUCUAGCAGACAGUGGAGGCAUGGGAAGGGAAGGGUUUUGUUGUAUGUCAACUGGACAAUAUGACUGUUUCUUUAGGCUUUUGUAUAGGGCGAUGCUUGCUGAAUGGGACUUCAACAACAGAAAAUGUUGCUCAGUAGCAGGGCACUUGGUUUGCAUGCAAAAGGUCCCUUGUUCAAUCUCAGGCAUCUCCAAGGAAGGCUGGGAAAGGUCUCCGUCUGAAACCUUGGAGGGCUUCUUCCAGGCAGAUAAUAUUGAGCCAGAUAGGCCAGUGGCCAUGGUAUAGGACAGCUUCCUUUGUACCUGAUGACCAAUCUGGAAUGUUGGCUAUGCCUACCUGUACCUGUAGGGUGCUGAGGAAUUUCUGUCUUGGGUGUGUUCUGCCCAUGGUAUAUGGCUGUGGUGUUUGAAACGUAGCCAGUGAAGGAGGAGAUCUCCAGUCUGAGAUUUGUAGCUGGCUGACAAAAGAUGUCUUGUAACAUCUUUGUGCUUGUGAAACAUGCAACGAUUCCUUGCUAUGUUGUUCAGCAAUCUAUGUUUCUUUUGAUUAGAUGGAGCAACACUGAGCUUCAAGCCUCAUGCACCUACAGCACUCAUGUAGUUAGACACAUAGUCAAAAGCUGUACUUGAAAGUAGCUGAAUUUGCCAUGAAUGAAGGCUUUAUGUUGCUUACUUUUGAAGUAGGCAUGAAUCAUUGAAAUUCAGUUUGUACCGUACGUUCUUAGAUCUCAGCUGUGACCUUACUGAAGGGGGAAAUGGAAAUAAGCAAAGAAUGAUUCAGAUUUGUUAAAGGGAGAAAUACGUCCUGUUUCACGAAUAUGAAUAGGAGCAACAGGAACUGUCCAACAAUGAAUUUUUUGGGGGAGAUUCCCCAACUAAGUUUGACUCAGAGUAGAUCCAGUGAAAUUAAUGAAUGUAACCAAGUCAACAGGGCACUCUGAAUAAUAUUCAGUUCAAUACCAACAUUUUGCACCAGGUGAAGCUUCUGAAUUAACUUCAAGUGGAGUCCUGCAUAGAGUGGACCAUGUUGCAGUAUGUGGAAUAUGGAAUACUCAGUCCACAAAGAUACAAGAUGAGGGUGGCAAGAUCCCUCUCAUCUAAAAAUUGGUGCAGCCUUCAUCGUGGGCACAUUCACCACAUGUGUAGACUCUUACUGUCAUCAUGUUCCUAUAGGAUAAUAGUAAUCCCAUCAAACACAAAUGGGGAACCCAAGACUAAAAGUAUAUUGAGAAGUGUGACAUCAGUAUGCAUACUGCUCAGUGCAGUAUGUUUCCAAAUACCAGCUGCUGGGAAUCACUGGUGAAGAGAGUGAUCUUGCACUCAGGGCUUCCCAUAGGCAUCUGGCUGGCCGCUGUGAGAACAGGAUGCUGGACUAGAUUGGUCCCAUUUUGCCUGAUGCAGCAGGACUCUUCUUAUGUGUGAUGGAUGCAUGAGAAAGAGGCAGGAAAAAGACAAUGGUGACUUGGGCAGCUGAUUGGAAGAAAGUGAGCUGGAAGGGCCAGGAAGACAGCAAGGGGGGAAAACUUCCAUAGACAUAUGGGAAGUAUUCAAUUUGAUUUGCAUUGAGAAUAGGAAGCAGGAAUAAGCAGCUAACCUCAUCUAAUAGUUUUUCAAAUUUUAUUUUAUUUAUUCAAGUUCUGAACCACCUUUGAUCAUUUGUGAUCUGAGGAUGGCUUGCCACACAGUCACCAAAACACUGAAAACACAAACAUUCAAUCCAAAAGUUUAAUGUCAGCUUAAAACAAUACGAGCCGGACACGUAUCCAUUUCCUGUGCACCUUUGUCAAAUCAAAUAUAUGGAUCUUCAAUUGGUGUCUAAACCCCAAAACGAUGGUGCUAGUCAUGCUUCAAUGACGCUAUUGCUGUCCAGUCUGCAAUUCCUAGAAAACUCAGUUUUCUAUUUUAAGAUGUACUGUUUAAGAUCCAUAAACAUUUGAGAAUGUUUGUAGAUGUGGCUUUGAUAUUGCCUGGAAAAUAAGCACACUCCAUCCAGCAACAGUUUUAAUUUUAUCUCUCUACAGUGAUUACUAUACAAAUGCAACUACCAUUUCUGUGUUUGGGUUGGUUUGAGAUUCACCAAGGAAACAUUAAAUAGUGUUGUCCCUGACAGGUGAUAAACCAUGAAUAGCUGCAGAGUGCAAAACCAAUUCUGCAGUAUAAAUGUUUAUGGCAGACUGUUGAAUUGUACGUGCCUCCUUCAAGGUACUUCCAUUCCAGUCAACCCUUUCCUUGGUUGAAGCCUUUACACACCAUUUCCAGUUUUACAUAUAAACGCUUGUGACUCAGACAACACAGUUUAUCCUUGGAGAGGGCUUCAAAGAUGUCCGUCUGUAUUGUGAGGCAGGAUUUCACCCAAGGGAUACAUAAACAGGAAGACAUUUAGCCAUAAGCAGACAGUGCCCCUAAACACACAACAUUCCAGCAGAUUAACAGGCCAUGAGGAGGCAGGCUGCAGAUCUAGACUCAAGUGGGUUGAGGCCUGUUGCUAGAUGUUUUGAACUGCAGCUCCCACCAUCCCUGCCUAUUGACAAGUGGCUGGAGUUUAUGGGAGGUGUAGCCCACAACAUCUCACUACCAAGGCUAUACACAAUUAUGUGGGAGGAAACCCCCUUGAACUCUGUAGGGCUUACAUCUGAGGAGACAUGCAUGGCCCUUAAAGCCAUCCCUCAUUUAGUCAACAUAUAUUUCUGGGGCCUGUAUAUCCCAACAGAAACACUGCCCCAUGUUGUCCCUGGGAUCUCAAGGUCCCUGUUUAUUAGGGUGGUGGUCCCCUGGUUGAUCUCCACACCCUGAUACCUUCUUCCACCUUUGCAUAGAAAAUGCCAGCAGAAACUAUGGAACUCUGGAACUUGUAGUUUUUGAGAGAACUAUGGCAUAGAGAGACAGGCAUCACUGUCUCUCAAGCUGCAAACCCUCUUGCCUAGAGUAAACCACCAGAAUCAAAAUAUUUAAUCUCUCUCAGACGUCCAGAGGGGCUAUAGCGCAUCAGAAGUAGGACAAAAAAAGGCAGAAACCCAGGACAUUUGUGGUAUAAAAAGUUACAGGAUUUCAACAGAAAGGUACAAUAUACAGUGGUACCUCAGGUUAAAUAUGCUUCAGGUUACAUAUGCUUCAGGUUACAGACUCUGCUAACCCAGAAAUAGUGCUUCAGGUUAAGAACUUUGCUUCAGGAUGAGAACAGAAAUCGGGCUCCAGCGGCGCGGUGGCAGCAGGAGACCCCAUUAGCUAAAGUGGUGCUUCAGGUUAAGAACAGUUUCAGGUUAAGAAUGGACCUCCGGAAUGAAUUAAGUACUUAACCCGAGGUACCACUGUAUGCAGAGAUUGGAAAUGAAGCAGUGUGACUGCCCCAAUACUUUUGCAGGAACCAACAGCAUUGAAAGCAGAAUAGCAUGUGACUGUCCCAAUACCAUCAUGAAUAGACCACAGUCUCUGUGUGCCAUGCACACACAUAUGGGAAGAAGACCAUGAGGCUGUGUGGCGUGCCAAGUUUUCAGAAAUAAGGCGAGUCCCUGGUAUGUCUCUAAGCAGUUCUGUUGCACUUAAAGCUUUUCUAUCUUUACCUACAUAAUCCCUAGAAAAAUCAUCACAAGACUGCAAACACAGUAAUCUGUUAUCAUGGUUGGUUUCCCUGCACAGCUGACAGAGAAUGGAAUCUGCCAGUGGUAUGAAAGCUGGUCCAGGUGACUUGGGAAGCUCUGAAAAGCUGUCAAUAUUAACUUUCCCUGAAUAUACACAGCAAAAUAUGUGUCAACAUGAGACCAUUUUUGUCUUUGUUAUCAAGUGGAUGGAAUGUUAGAAGCUUCCGUGCAGACAGGAACCCGCCAGCCAACUCGUACUAAACACCCAAAAGAAAUUCAGAAAAAGGGAAUAACCCAAUAAAGUAAUUUGGCUGGUUUUUUGUUUUUGUUUUGCUGUUCCAUAGGGAAUUUUAGUCAGUCCUAGGCCACAUUCACACCAUAUACAGUGGUACCUCAGGUUAUGUACUUAAUUCGUUCCGGAGGUCUGUACUUAACCUGAAACUGUUCUUAAGCUGAAGCACCACUUUAGCUAAUGGGGCCUCCUGCUGCUGCUGCGCCGCUGGAGCACGAUUUCUGUUCUCAUCCUGAAGCAAAGUUCUUAACCUGAGGUAAUAUUUCUUAGUUAGUGGAGUCUGUAACCUGAAGCAUAUGUAACCUGAAGCGUAUGUAACCCAAGGUACCACUGUAUUGAAAGCACCAUGAAACCAUGUCAAACAGUCAUGGCUUCCCUUCCAAAGCAUUCUAGAAGCUGUUAAGCAUGCUUAUAGUUCCUAGAGUACUUUGCGAAGAGGGAUUGAUUUCUGACCCAACCAGGAACCAGCUACCCCAGGGUUAUCUGGUUCCAGUGUCGUGUAGUUCCCCUUGCUCCAUCUACUUGUGCUUGAUAAGGAAUGAAGAAUGGCCCUCAUCCAGACCUGGGUUGUCCUGGAAGACCUUUUCAGCACUGCAGCCUAUGUGUGAUCUUCAGAGGAAAGCCGGUCUGGCCCAGCCAUUAGGCAGGGUGAGGCAGCUGCCUCAGGCAGCAUGCCUUUCGGUGCCCUGCUUGCCCUUAUUGGGCAAGACCGUGCCUCACACCAAAUCAGCAUCAUCUUGCUUGGAAUAGGCACCAAUGGUGAUGCUGGUUCUCCGCGAUCGGCAGUUGCAGCAAGGAGUGCAGUGGCAGCUGAGCAGGCAGCAGCAGGAGCAAGUAUGUGGUGGUGGGAGAGCGACAGCAAGGCAAGGUGGCACUUCCUGGUUAGCUUGAAGCGGCAAAAUGGGACGCACUAUAUCUGCUUGAGAGUUCGGUAGUUUAAAGCCUUUCAGUGCCUUUCAGUGAUACGGGUGGUUGUGCCCCCCCCAUAAUUUCAGAUUGCCGGCUCUAUGAAAUCCCAGGGAUAAAAUCCGCAAUAUAUGAAAAUGAAAAGCUUGAAUUGUAGUUGACUCCCCCACCCAUGCAAUUUGGGAUCCUACAAGCAGAAGCAGCUACUUAAGCUGAUAAAAAUCUGUUGAGGUCUUAAAGUGUUGUGACUGAGUAAAUGGAUUAAUUUUGUGGUUUAAGAUAACAAUUGCUUUGGCUGACGCCACCCAAGAAGAUUGCAAUUUGUUGAAAUGUCUCUGUUUGCUUGAGGUGGUUUUCAGGAGGCUGAUCUUAUUCUCAAAUAAUCAGAAAUUUGCUGUGGACUGUUCAAAUUCUCAUCUCCAGCAGUGCUUAUGUAUUUUUGCCCUUUGAAGUUCUUCAGUUGCACAUACUGAGAAACUUGACUCUUGCUUUUGAGUUUUAGCGAUAAAUGGCACCAUGAUGCAUCUUGCUGCUAUUCAACAGCUCCUCCAUCUGUCUUGAGAAAACACCUGAGUCUCCUAAAGGAUAUGGUGAACUGCAAUGCAAAUACAUGUGAAUAACGUGCCGCACUUUGCCUCUCACCUCCAAGGCAAAUUCCCUUGCAACUGUGGUGGGAACUAGCCCUCCACCCAACAUAGCUGUCAACUUACAGAUUUGAAAAUAAGGGACCAGCAGCCUUGAAAAUAAGGGACCAGCAGCCAAAAUAAGGGACCUGCGGCCUCACCUGUUCCAGGCACUCCAGUCUUCCUGUCCUCCUGCAGUCUGGUCAAACUCAUGCUGGUAGCUUCGAGAACACUGUCCAACCAACUUUGUAACCAGAGGUUCAACUGAAUAGAAUCUGAAUCACAUGCACCACAAGGCCUAUGCAGCCUCAACUUAAGAUGGCUCCCCAGCCUGGCUUUGCACUGCAAAGUUUGCAGCAGCACGUGCAACAAAAUGGCAUCCAGCAUUCAAAACCCCCCUCAGCUUGCAUUAACUAGCCACACACAAGGCAUGCAAACUCCACCCCCAGUCGUUCUUAGACUUCUUAUUGGGUGAGCAACACAGCCAAGCAACACAGUUGGAGCCUCCCCCUCCCUGGCCGGCAGGGAGGGAGGGAGAGGAGCUGCUUCCUUUGAAAUUUAAGGGACAUCAUUUAAGGGACAUUUAAGGGACAUCCAUCAAUAAGGGACAGCAGCGGGACAUGGCGCUGGAAUAAGGGACUGUCCCUCCAAAUAAGGGACACUUGACAGCUAUGCCACCCAAUUUCAUGUGGAUGGCAAGGAGAGGAGAAAUUAAGAGGAAACUGGGUGGCCGACGGAGAAAAGGGUGGUAACAGAAUGAGAGAGAGAGAGUGCCUUGCCCACCAUGGACUCUGCCUCCCUGCCAGCAUGUGACCCUCAAGAGAUUACCCUACACACCAGGGACCACGUCCCACUACUGAAAAAAAGGUUCCCUAACUUGCCAUGCACAGUUACACUAACAGAAACAUUGCCCGUAAGACGUGGGCAAUCAUUGUGCCCACAGCCUUACUCAGCCCUUUGUGUUUUAUACAGCUUUAAUCUGCAUUUGAAGGAGAAUAGUAAUAAACCUCAGUGAAUACGGAAGAGAACACAAUUAUCUUUCAAUGGAGAGAAGAUGAUUUGGUAUACAUGACAUGAGGCCACCACAAAGGAGACCACGGUUUCCCAUGGCCUCUUGUUUAAGUUUCGGCAGCAGGGCCUCUUUCGAGCCCUGUAGACUCCACUCCCUUCCUCCUCUUUAUCAUUCUUGUUUGCCAUUUCAUAGUUUGCUUUGUGCUGACUGGGAUAACAUAAAAUGAAAAAUGUGUUUGCUUCCUUCCUGAAGUUUUCAUCGGCAACGCCACUGCCCGUUAUGAGGAAGUCAGGUGCAUGUUUGCUACAAGUAUUGGUCACCUACAGAGAAACCCUAUACAUAUCCACUCAGAAGUAUGUCCCAUAGACUUUUGCCAGAUAAACAGGUGAAGAGCUGUAGCCUGAGGGAGCAACCCUAACUCCCCAUUCCUGCCCCACAGCCUGAUGGGGCUCUGCGGUAUAGCAGGGCCAGCUCUGCAUCUGUAGCCCUGCUGCACGCAGCAGCCAGGGUGGAAGAGGCAGGAACAGGCAGAUUGCUUGCCAGUGGACAUCAUCACAUGAUGCCAGUGGGGCUGGAUGAGGCUCCAGUGAAUCCCAGGCUGGCUCAACCCCACUCGCUGAUGCCCCUAGAAAACCCCACUUUGCUGCUUUCUGAAAGUGGCUGCAGGUUGCAAGAGGGAGCUCCACACCAGUAGAGUGACAGUGGCAGCUGCUGGCAGGUUGGCACAGGCCAGCAGGGCUGGCUGGAAGCACGCCUUUGCCCACUCCAACCUCCCACCCCCAGGUGGGGUGCAGGGAGAAUUCAGACUGCUUUGUGAAUUGUGUAAAAUACUAGGGGGUGAUGAGAUGAUCCCAAAGUGCCCUUCAUCUUGGAAGGCAGGGCUUGGAAGACUGGGGGGGAUCUAUAUUUGAAUGCCUAUAUAUGCUUCUGAAUUAAGAGGAUAUUAUGUAAAAUUUAAAUAAUGGAAUGUUAUACGUACAAGAUUUUGAGGCAAUGAAUGGCUUCCCCAUAGCUUGGCCUUCCCCAUAUUAUCCGCAUGGCUUGGCAUUCAUAAUAGCUACUUUUACCAUUUUUGUUUGUUGUUUUCCAUCGACAGCGUCUACUUUCCUUGCUACGUUGCACUAACAGGAUGCCUCGCAUGUGCUUUGACAGUCCUCGUUUUUUUCCCUGCGCAGACAAAGCCGCAGUUGAAAGGAGAUGCUGCACACCAGAGUGAGUGCUUACUAUUUCUGACCUUUUGGGAUGACCGAUUACGCUUUAAAGACUAAGCUAAAAAGGAUUUAGGUUUGUAAGCCAAACGUGAGCAACUUUUCCAUCUCCCAUUAUCCCUGGCUAUUGGCUGUACCAGGUGGGGUAAUGGGACCCAAAGUCCAACAGCAUCUGGAGGGUCACAGAUUGGUCACCCUCUCUGAUUUUUUAUUAUUAUUAUUAUUAUUAUUAUUAUUAUUAUCAUCAUCAUCAUCAUCAUCACCCAUCCUUUAGCAGGGCAGGUUCCAGGGCAGGUUAUAGCAAUUUAAAAAUACAAUAUUGAAAUCAAUGUAAAGCAAAUGCAAUCAAAAGAAUAGGGUGGCUCCUAAAUAUAUAUCAUCUCUAUAUGUAUAGUCAAAAGGCAGAGUAAAGAGGUGUGUCUUUGGCGUGCGAUGGAAACUCCAGAACAAAGGUACCAGGCACACCUCUGUGGGGAAGGAAUUCCACAACUUAGGGGCUGCCAUGGAAGUGAGGUUAAUCAAUAUCAGGCCUCUGUGUUGGUCCAUUAUAACAAGAACCAGGGGUUCCAUCGAAUGAAAAAUUUAUUAAUACUAACCAGCAUUCUCAGCAGUGAAUACAAGAUUCCACACUACAUGUAUUCUUCUUUAGGUUAACAUAAGGUUAACUGUUUUUUAGAGAUGAAUUAGAUCUCUUCUUUAUCAUGUUAUAGAUGGGCUUUAACAUUUUAAUUUUAUUCUGGUUUUUAUAUUUGGCCUGAAUGUAUGUUUCCCUUUGUAAAAAGCAACUAAUAAAUGCAAAUAAUAAUAAUCAGCGAUAACAGCUAUUCAAGAAAUUAAGCCCUUGUCUGCAGCUUGCUUCAGCUUUAAGAAAGUAAUGGAUAAAAGUUCUUAUAGAAUCUAGGCCCAUAACUGUAUACUUUACACUCGAAUUUCUUGGGAUUAGCACCAAUGAAUUUAAUGGGACUUACUUUUGAAAAGUUGUGCAUAGGAUGUCAAAGAUAAAAUUCUGGAGUGCAUGUCUAUUGCGUGUUCAAUGCAGUCAUGUUCCAUAGGAAAGGCACCUAUGCUAGAGAGAAGAGUGUAGAAAGUGUUCCUAAAGAAAGAAACCAUUGUGCUCAGAUAUCAUAUGACUUCCUUGCUUUCUGGUGCCCACCUGGUUUCCCAGACUUUAACCUGCUUUUUUAAUUUUCCUAGGUGUGUCCGAGUCCACUAG